Cercopithifilaria johnstoni is the source of this 729-nucleotide messenger RNA. The record is from the annotation of a GenBank genome assembly. NCBI's taxonomy places the organism in Eukaryota, Metazoa, Nematoda, Chromadorea, Rhabditida, Onchocercidae.
AUGCGGUCAACUGCGAUAUGCCGUGCAUUAUCAAAGGUCGUACGUAGGCAUAUGUCGGCAGCGGCUAUUUGUUCUGGAACCAGGAUGCCUCAUCCAGUUUUGAUAACUCGACAGAUGUCAUCCACUCGGCCAUUGAAUAAUGAAUUAAUUGACGCUUUAAAGAAUGAAAUUACGGCUGAGAAACAGCUCGAAAAGGAGAAUCUUCGAGGUGAACAAGCUCCAAGAAUUUCGGGUUUCGAAAUUACAACUGAUGGUGCUAACGUACAAUUGGCAAAGCUUCAUGGCAAAGAAAAAAUUAACGUUUACUUCAAUGUCAAUCACUCAGUGGACAUGGAAGGCGAAGAAGAUGAGGAAGAAGGAGUUCCACUCGCCUUGCCUUCACUUACGGUAGAAAUUAUCAAAGCACAGCAACGGUUAUGUUUUUAUCUUGACUUGUGCGAGAACGAAGAUGCAACGAAAGCAAAUGAACGGUUUGAUUUUCGUGUGGCAGAAUUUUACAUUGCUCCGGCAUCCAAAGGAAUAGAAGAUGAAAAUGUACCUGAAUCAGUGUAUUCGUCAUCCGGCAAAUAUAUUGACCCAACUCUUCAUGAUCUUUUGUUUAAUCAUUAUUUGGCAGAACGUGGUUUCGAUCAGAAAUUUUGCCGUGAAGUGGUGGAUUUUGCUACACACUAUGAACAUUCGCAGUAUGUUAAACUAUUGACGGAUAUCCAAUCAUUUGUUUCAAAAUGA